This is a messenger RNA of Polistes dominula (European paper wasp), 942 nucleotides long. RefSeq names its product hulk (gene hlk). Lineage: Eukaryota; Metazoa; Arthropoda; Insecta; Hymenoptera; Vespidae. The record is from RefSeq and is a predicted model, not a curated record.
GCAAUAAUAAUAAUAAUAAUAAUAAUACAAUAAUAAUAAUAACAACAACAAUAAAAAGAGAGAAAGCAAAAAAGAAGUUAGCCAUAUAGUGUAGAGCCUUUUUUCUUUUUCACUCAUAUAAGAUUCUCAUUCUCUUUGUAUCUGACUCGAUGUUGUAUUUGCUUACUGCAGGCGACGGCUGUUUCUACAUCGGAAUGGGAGGUAAAAGCGCGAAACCCAAGAUUCCCUCCUAUGAGCCUUACCAGUGCUGUCCUGCGAAGGUUGCUCGCGGCACUAAACUCGCCAAGGCCACAAAAGUCAGCUCCGUUAUCAAGGAAAAGGAUAGACUUCAUGGUAACGUCAAAAGCAGGUUCGGUAAAAUGGAAACUUCGGCAUUGAAGCCUAUUAACAAGCUAACAGCUAAGGAGAGCAGAAAGAUGGCAACAACCAGUUCGACGAUCAAGAGUACUGCUUCAACUACCGAAGUCAAGCAAUCCCAGUCAAAAGCGAAAAGAGGAUUUUUUGGAACCGGUGCCUCGCGGAUCUUGCAUCGUGUCUGAAGAGAAUCUAACCAAGUCCAAGUGCUAGAUGAACAUCAUCUAUGGUCCAUGAAACACGCAUACACGUACUUUUCUGUGGACGACGAUGGCUGUUUCCUACGAGUUAUCAUCCGGGAUAUUUCAAACAAUACAUGUUACAUAUUAAACUCGCGAAAACAAUUAUUUAUUUUUUUGCUUUUUAUUUCGUUUAUCACGUAAGUCCUAUCAAAAUUCAUCAAUCAAUUAGAUCUUACAAUUAGUGGAUCUAAAAGGUAAUGAUAUACAAAAAAAAAAAAAAAGAAAAAAAAGGAAAGAAAAAGAGAGAGAGAGAGGAAGAUAGAGACAGAAAAAAAAUUAAUUCUGCCUCGCCGUGUCCACAAUGUUUGUCUGUACAUUCUGUAAAGUAAAAAAAAAAAAAAAGAGA